Molecule: messenger RNA, 1668 nt
Organism: Klebsormidium nitens
Lineage: Eukaryota; Viridiplantae; Streptophyta; Klebsormidiophyceae; Klebsormidiales; Klebsormidiaceae
Source: the annotation of a GenBank genome assembly
GCGCAGGCGACCGGACGCGUGCAUUCUGGAGAAGGAAGCUUGAAAUGUGGGCAGCAGCUGGCACUGGCAGCAAAAGCAGCAAGCUGGGCAGCCAAGCAAAAGUGCAUGCGCACAUGGUUGCUGAGCAUCCUCCACACUUCAAAAGCUGCAAACGCAAACUCUGCACAGGGCUGGCGCAAGAAGCCACAAUUGGGCUGAUAGCUUCGCUACAAAACAUUCUAGUAGUGGCAUGUCUGUUUCCAGCAGAAGGUCUUAUGCGCAGGGCCCACAGUUUGGUUAGCAUCAUCUCAGUCGUGUCAGGUGUUGUCUGAGCGUCCGUGAGCAGGGGGAUUACUAACAAUUGCUGGCUGUGGCUGUUAUUCUCCGCAAGAAGUGUUGACUUGGUUUACUGUGCCCUAUUUGUAAUCUGUGAAUCAGAGCAGCAGACGGGUCCGUAUUUGACGCAUGCAAGUUUUGGCUUAUACCUCAGAGCAAGGAGCACUGUGGUCAUGAAAGGCGUCCGUGGCCGGCCGUUGCCCCUAUCGUCUCUGAAUCACAUCAGCAGGAAUUGCAGAGACAUCCUUGCAUCCGUGGCCUUCUAUGAGGAUGUGCUAGGAUUCAUUCAGAUUGUGCGUCCAUCCAGAUUCGACUUUGACGGUGCCUGGUUAUUCCAGUAUGGCAUAGGCCUUCACCUUCUGAAAGAAGAGACCGACGAGGGUCUGGCACUACUUGAGCGCACUCGGUGCAAGGCCAUUGAUCCUAGGGCGGAUCAUAUAUCAUUCCAGGCGGACAAUACUGGAGUGGUUGAGCAGCGCUUGCGAGAAUUUGGAGUCGAGUACAAGAAACAGACAGUGAUUGAGGGCAACAUUCGGGUGCAGCAGAUUUUCUUCCACGAUCCAGACGGCCACAUGAUCGAGAUUUGCGACUGUGAGGCCCUGCCAAUCAUCCCGCUGUCAGGAGACUGUUUGACCUGCCCAGCCCGCUUCAAGCAACGGAGGCUUGCGCAUGCGAAGGAGGAAAAGAUGAUCGAGAACGCGCAGAACGAGUCGUUGGCCGCUACAAUCGAGGAAGAUUUGAAAUGGGGAGUUCGAGCAUCACGUCAGGUCGGACUUCCCAAGACGGCAAGUUGUGGGGAUAUUGCUGGCAACGAUAGCAUGUUUCCUGUGUGUGCUUAGGGGACUAGUGCGAAGGGGCUUUGUACAUUACGGGGUUAUAGAGGUGAUAGGUAUGGGCCUCGUCGCAUGGACGAGGUUGCCCACGAGACCAGAAUCGUUCCAGUUUGAAGAGCUCUCUUAUGUUUCACACUCUAGUCAUUGCAAAGUUACUUAGACUUAGAAGCAUAGACCAUAACGUCAAAGCCUGGUCGAGCAUCCCGAGGCUUUUGGUGUAUAUUUUAGGUGUUGAAAACAGUUCGAUGUUUCUGAUGGUACGAAAAAUCCGCAGGAGACCAUUCUAAGUAGGUACUCUACAUCUGUAUAGACCGUGUAACAUACAAGUAGCAAGAGAUUGAUCGAACAGUCCAAGUCAUGGCCAGUAAUCAGGGUGGUGUCCUCCUUAAACUUGAAACACGCAUCCGCCUACGUAAGACAGAUUUUGAGCUUUUGACUCGCUUUGUCCAAAGGAUCAGGAUGACAUUGUCUCGGAAACUUCUAGAAGUGAAACGCAUCAAAUUGCAAAGCAUGAGCGUAC